AAUGAUACCUAUGAAUUUAAACAAAAAUUUAGGAACCAAUUUUAUUAUUUUUGAAAAUUUGGCCAAAAUAUAUGUAUCCCUCCUUCUCCCGCCUCUAGUUUCAUUUUAGAUAACAUAUGAAAAAUUGGAGGGACUAGAUUUUUUUGAGUGAAAAUUUGGCCAAAAUUAAGUAACCCUAAUAGUCCCGCCUCCAAUUUCACCCCUUCCCAUCGUCAUUCAGAAACCCACCAAGGAAGCUUCAUCACCGGACCCUCUCGAUGCUCUCCUUCAUCUGAGUGGCAACCUAUCCAGGGAUUGUUUUCAGCUAACGAUGGGAGUUUCUCUCUGUAUGCGCGAGAGUGCUGGCCAGCGGUUCACGUAACACUAUUCACAAUCGAUCCUAAAGUGCUGCUUCAUCGUUGCUUUUGGGUUUUUGAAGUAAUUUUUUGAGAUUUGGAUUGAUUUUAGCAAAGUAUUCCUUUUCCGAGUUUAUCUUUGCAGAUUUGGGGCUCGAUCUGGCUGAAUUGAAGGUCAACUCCCUCGUGGUUACUGUUCACCUACGGCUGUAAGGCAAGUUCUUUACUAGAAUAACAUGAUUUCUUCUUUUGAUAUUGCCCGAUUUCAAGCAGCAACUUCUUCCAGAGAAGAAACAUUUGUUCCAUCUCGCGCUCACCGGCGCUGCUACUCCGCCGCUGGGUUGCCUCGCCGCUGCUGGGUGCUGAGUUAAAAGCGAAGGUCGCCGGACUCGCUGAAUAGAGCUGGGACAAAGAGAGAGGUCGCCGGAUUGCUCCUUACCGUCGGGGGAAGAAGGAGAGAACGGACGGCUGCGUUAACCCUACGCAUAACCUCCCCUGUUGUUGAGACACUUUAUUUGAGAAGGAAAAAGUUUGCUAGAGUUGAUAAUUUUCGGAAGUGCACCAAAUUGAAGUUUUAGGAUUCAGUCUCCUGAGAAGCAUAUCAACAUUUGGCGAGAUUGAGGACUAAAGUGGAUGCUUUACAAGAAAAUGUUGCUAGAGCAAGGGAUGUAAAUAUUAAAUUAUUGGAUGUUAUUUAGACGUGGAUUGUGAGGUAAGCCAUGACAAAAAUCUUGAUAUGGUUCUUGACAUCAUUCCGUGGCUCUGCAAAAGCUGUUACAUGGAAGUUUAUUCGUCUUGCAAAGGCUGCAACUGUUCGUGAACGGAAUUGGUAUAUGAAAUUGCUAAAUGAGGAGGAUCGAGCCACUCAGCCAUAUCUAGGACGCAUUGGAUUUUCGAAGUGGUCUCGGGCAGAAUCAGCAAACAAUCGAUACUCAAUCAUGACAUCAAAUAACGCUGAGUCAAUGAACAGUGUUGAUGCUACAGCCCGCGAGUAUCCCAUUGCACAACUUAUUGAUUCAUAAUUGCGAGGAUGCAAAAAUGGUUUGAUGAAGAGAGAACAUUGGCUAAUUCUAUGUCAUCCAUUCUGAAAAGGAAUUAUGAAGCAAAGUUGAAUAAGCUACAUGCUUCGUC
Molecule: messenger RNA, 1466 nt
Organism: Cuscuta campestris
Lineage: Eukaryota; Viridiplantae; Streptophyta; Magnoliopsida; Solanales; Convolvulaceae
Source: the annotation of a GenBank genome assembly